Bradysia coprophila is the source of this 1713-nucleotide messenger RNA. RefSeq lists its product as uncharacterized. The record is from RefSeq and is a predicted model, not a curated record. Gene Ontology annotation, molecular function: FAD binding; oxidoreductase activity. NCBI's taxonomy places the organism in Eukaryota, Metazoa, Arthropoda, Insecta, Diptera, Sciaridae.
UUAAACAUGAAGCUGCGCUUAUUCGACUAUUUUGUCGCCCUGAUAAUAGUCGUUUCGGUAAAUGAUUGCUGCAUAUCGGCCAGUGUGCACCACAAAACCAAAUUCGGAUCAUACAAAAAAUGCAUGGAAAACAAUGGAAUAUCGAUGUGGAAAGUUGUCGAUUCAUUCACAAAUGCCACAUUUUACAACUUAUACAAUUACCAAUGGAACAAAAUGUUUGAAACCGUUUCACCAAUCGCCAUUUUUGUGCCAUUUUCUGUGUCAGACGUACAGACGACGGUGAAAUGUGGCUUUAAAUCGAAUAUUCAGCUAGUCCCGAAUUCGGGAGGCCAUUCCUACGCCGGACUAUCGUCAGGAACGAACGGCUCAAUUAUUGUUGAUUUUCGGUACAUGAAUUCGAUAGACAUAAACGAGAACGAAGAAUCAGUUACUGUUGGUCCGGGAGCAUUUGUUGGUCAGUUGCAUGCGAAACUUUGGAGAGCCGGUGGAUGGGGAACUGGCUUAGGAAAUUGUAUGACUCUUGGCAUGGGUGGACAUUCGAUUGGUGGCGGAGUCGGUUACUUUUCUCCGCUGUACGGACUCGUUGUUGAUAAUACUUUGGAAUUCAAAUUGGUGGAUGCUCGUGGGAAUGCUGUUACAGCUAAUUCUACGCACAAUGCUGAUUUGUUCUGGGCUAUGCGCGGCGUUGGUCCAGGGUAUAUUGGAAUGGUGACGAGCGUUAAAAUCAAAUUAUUCAAGGCCAAAGAACUGAAAUUGACAUUCACUCAAAUUCGUUAUCGGCUGAAGGAUUUUAGAAAUGUCAUGGAAAACUAUACCAAUUGGUUGGAUUGGGUGAAACAAAACGAACCGAGUGUGGCGUCCGUAAUUUUCAUAGUCAAUGAUAAUUACAAUGUUCCAAGUCAACCGAUAUGGCCAGGUAUUGAAGUCCAACUGCUCCAUAUCCAAGACCCGAAAAUACAACCAAAUUCGAGCACUGCAUUGCUAAACGCAUUACCGAAAUAUUUUCCUGGUGCCGUCGAAACGGUAACAAAUAAUCCGUCUUAUAUGGAAUUUGUUAUCGCAACUGGUUACACUCCAGCAGCUUCGCCGACAGUCCAAUCAGCACAAAACUCUCAAGCAUCAACUAUAAGUCCACUUGAAAAACGACUCGAUUUCUUCAUAAAAAUGACCAAAGAAAUGGCAAUUUCCCGUUACUUUUUCGCCAAAUCAUUCUUUGUGAAAAAACGUCUUCGAUCAGACGAAUUAAACGAAGUCCAAAAUGUUGUCAACGAAAUUCCGAAUAAUACGAACGGUAUCAUGAUCACAUCCGAACAAGGCACCGUAGCUGCACGACGAGCCAAAGACACUGCAUAUGUUCAUCGAGACUCUCGGUUCAACGUAAGACUUUUCUUCGAAAGCAUCAAAGUUGAUGGUGUUGUUGAAGGUAAAAAGUGGACGAAAAAAUUCAUGAAUGCAACGCGAUUCAUGGACAGCGGUGAAACUUAUCAAAAUUAUCCGGAUAUUGAAUUGGAGGACUAUUUGUCCCGAUACUAUGGAAGUAAUUUGGAGGACCUAAUACGAAUUAAACGAAAAUGGGAUCCGAAUGGAUAUUUUGAUUCAAGAAUGUCGAUUCCAACAGCACGUCACGAACAUGGAUGGAUAUGGAACGAGUGAAGAGUGAAGAUGCUUUUACAAUUUUCUUGUACUGACGAAUAUAAUAAAGUAAAUUGUUUU